Messenger RNA from Lentinula edodes (shiitake mushroom), 1979 nucleotides. RefSeq lists its product as uncharacterized. Lineage: Eukaryota; Fungi; Basidiomycota; Agaricomycetes; Agaricales; Omphalotaceae. The transcript has 13 exons. Bases 348 to 1979 code for a protein of 543 amino acids. The record is from RefSeq and is a predicted model, not a curated record.
GCUUCGCUUCGCUCGCAAUGAGGGUUUCGUUGAAUUUCCUGAAUGAAGAGGGCAAGAGAGCUUUGCGAUGACCUAUUCUACGCAUCGAUGAGCCACGGAAAGUCGGAUAAGGAUAAGUUUACUGAGGUAGGGAGCGUUCUUCGAGGUUUCGCCGGUUUGUGUAUCGCGACGAUGCUUGUACAAUGAAAACGGGGGCUGCGUUCAACAUGUAAUGUGCGGCUACAUAUUUUCCCCAGGAACCUUCAUGAGCGUUACUGUAUAGUUUAUAUCUAAUAGUCUCACAUACAGGUCGUUCAGGGCCAGGACAGGCCAGGACAAUAUCGUGCAGCUUAUCAACGAACGGUCCAAUGCUACUCCCUGGUACUCAUUCUAAUAGAAUAAUCAUUUAUGAUGCUCUAGGAUGGUGUCAAUUCUUCAAUACUGCAAUGCUCACCUUUUUAAGUAUUGGAAUCUAUAACAAGCAAACUUUCGAGACUGAAAUAUUCCCGCUACCUUUAGGUAGACUAGAUGUCACCAUCUUUCAAUCCGUCAUAUCAAGAUCUUUUAUUCGGGCUGCAAAUAUCGGCAACUGGCACUGCGAUGUCAUCGUUGCCACCGUUAACUUCGGACUUAGCAAUUUCGGUUACACGUUGCCUCUAGAUUUCAUCGUUCUCGAUGAACUACCCGGUUACGAUGCGAUAUUUGGGCUCGAAUUCCAGCAACGAUGCCAAUCUUCUGAUUGUAACUGGAUAUUUGAUAAUUUGCCUCUUGUGCAGUCGUCACUGGAAGGCCGUAUCCCUCUAUCCUUUUUACCUCCUGUUACUAUUCAACAUCGAUCCACGAAUCAGCGCACAGCACAAGACGUUGUGCCGUCGUAUGCGAGCGCUUCUCAUACUUUCAUUCCACAAGUCAGCCCUGUUGUGAACAAGCUCGGGUUGUCUUCAACAGCCAGUUCAACUCUAUCUGAUUUCCAAAGACACUCAGAAAAUGAACCACGUUCGGGAGGUCUGUUGGUUCCGGAAGGAACAAGUGCCAGAAAUCUGGCUAGCCCGAAUGGGAACUUCCCUCAUAAUGGGUCCAAUAGUCUGAUUACUCGGGAAAAUACCCUUACAGCCUCGACUUCCAAAUGUCACUCUGUCCAUGUAGCACCUCCAACCUCCGAUGAGGUAUUGAAUGCUUGCCUUUUCGGUGACUUCAAAUCAGGUCUCGUUGGCCUGCGUCGGCAGCGUGAAGCAGUAAUCUACCAUAUACUCAAUGCUCAGUGUUUUCAUAAUUCUCAAUCUCAGUCGGCGCCUGCUUGUCGUAUUUUUUGUGGUAGACACACUUCUGUCCCCGAAUUCUUGACAACGAUCGAUGGUGUUAUUGCGAAAUCAAAGGCUGUUUCUAUGUCGGUCGAUAAGCUGAAGCUUAUGUUGGAAGCUUUGAAUAUUCGAGAGGAGAUUCGGCCUAAACAACCGCGCCGUCAAAUGUUGGGUCUGGUACAUAGAUACCUCGUGCGUAUUCAUGGUGCUCACAUCGAGGCUGAUAAAUGUGAAAAUCACAUAUUCAAGGACUUCAAUCAAUUGCGAUUCCCUGUGCUCCUUCAAUACUGUUUGAUGCAUAACCUUGAAGUUAAUGUUACUACUGCAACAUCUGCAGAUCUACUUUCUUCCGAGUCUCAGUGCGCCGGCGGUUGCCGUUCUAUUGCGUCUACGUUCAGUCCGCCUGAAAUCAAUGAAGUCAAACAGUUUGAAUCCACAUCCGAUACUAAGCUUUCUCCAGUUACACUUCGCAGUGUCUUACAGAUUCUAGAAAUACCAUUCAAUCCUGAUGAUAACAAGCGUGUGUAUAAUGAGACUGUUGGUCUUGACCUCGAACAUGUAGAAGUUGAAAAAAAGCUACAAAGUCUACGGACUUCCUGGCCUUCAUUGGUACCUCAAAGUUUAAAAGAGAAGUCGUUAGAACGUUUUCGUGAUUCUACUUCGAGUCACGCCAUGCGGAGAGGCCAGAUAUGCGAAUGA